AUGAUUGUCAUCAUCCUUCUAUAUUUCGCCGCCAUGGCGUACUUCCUCUUCAAACUCGUUCGCAUGUACGCUCCGGGGACAUAUUUGGUGUAUCUGCCGGCUCGACGAUCACUCACCUUCUUCGCCGUGAUUACGCUUGUUCUGAUCGUCCUGACCAUCAUCAACGCCAGCAUGUGCAUGCACAACUUCCACAGGGGUCUCAAGCCGCAUAUCAAUAAGAAGAAGGACCGCAAGGAAGCGGAGAAGUCGACGACCGAAUUGUCCUCCAACAUCACUGGCCAGGUCCCCAACCGAAUGAUGAUUGAUUGA
Aspergillus melleus is the source of this 309-nucleotide messenger RNA. RefSeq lists its product as uncharacterized. The record is from RefSeq and is a predicted model, not a curated record. NCBI's taxonomy places the organism in Eukaryota, Fungi, Ascomycota, Eurotiomycetes, Eurotiales, Aspergillaceae. Bases 1 to 309 code for a protein of 102 amino acids. The transcript is spliced from 2 exons. Gene Ontology annotation, cellular component: Golgi apparatus.